Molecule: messenger RNA, 1248 nt
Organism: Aspergillus mulundensis
Lineage: Eukaryota; Fungi; Ascomycota; Eurotiomycetes; Eurotiales; Aspergillaceae
Product: C2H2-type zinc finger protein
Exons: 1
Coding region: 1-1248 (415 amino acids)
Cellular component (GO): cytoplasm; nucleus
Molecular function (GO): RNA polymerase II cis-regulatory region sequence-specific DNA binding
Source: RefSeq, a predicted model, not a curated record
AUGCCGCAAUCAGUUUCGUCAGUGGAUUUCUCCAAUCUGCUGAAUCCUCAGAACACAGCUAUCCCCGCCGAAGUCUCCAACACUACUGCUAGUGCUACAAUGGCGACCGGAGCCAGUUUAUUACCCCCUAUGAUGAAGGGUGCUCGCCCUGCAGCGGAGGAAGCUCGCCAGGACCUUCCUCGGCCUUACAAAUGCCCUCUCUGCGAGCGCGCCUUUCACCGUUUGGAGCAUCAGACCAGGCACAUUCGCACUCACACUGGUGAAAAGCCCCACGCCUGCCAGUUCCCCGGCUGCUCAAAGCGCUUCAGCCGCUCAGAUGAGCUUACUCGCCACUCGCGAAUUCACAACAACCCCAACUCAAGGAGAGGCAACAAGGCUCAGCACCUGGCAGCUGCCGCGGCGGCCGCUGCUGCGAGCCAGGAUGGUAGCCCGUUGGCCAACAAUGCUGGGUCGAUGAUGCCUCCUCCUAGCAAGCCGAUUACUCGAUCUGCUCCUGUUUCUCAGGUUGGAUCUCCGGAUAUUUCGCCCCCGCACUCGUUCUCCAACUUCGCCAACCACAUGCGCCCCAAUCUGAGCCCCUAUUCCCGUACCAGCGAGAGGGCAUCAUCAGGUAUGGAUAUCAAUCUUCUUGCCACCGCCGCGUCCCAGGUUGAGCGUGAUGAGAGUUUCGGAUUCCGCUCCGGCCAGCGCAGCCAUCCUAUGUACGGACCCCGUCAUAGCACGAGGGGACUGCCUUCUCUCUCAGCCUACGCUAUCUCGCACAGCAUGAGCCGCUCUCAUUCGCACGAGGACGAGGACUCUUAUGCUUCACACCGCGUUAAGCGCUCAAGGCCCAACUCUCCCAACUCGACCGCUCCUUCUUCUCCUACCUUCUCCCACGACUCCCUAUCGCCUACGCCUGACCACACGCCAUUGGCCACUCCCGCCCAUUCGCCACGACUGAAGCCCAUGUCACCGAAUGAGCUGCACUUGCCUUCCAUCCGUCACCUAUCGCUUCACCACACCCCGGCCCUUGCGCCAAUGGAGCCCCAGGCUGAGGGUCCUAAUUACUACAACCCAAACCAGGCUCACGUUGGGCCGAGUAUUAGCGAUAUCAUGUCUCGCCCUGAGGGUGCGCAGCGAAAACUUCCGAUACCCCAGGUGCCCAAAGUGGCUGUCCAGGACAUGUUAAAUCCCAGCGGUUUCACAUCGGUCUCUUCGUCCACCGCCAAUUCUGUUGCGGGUGGUGAUUUGGCUGAGCGAUUCUAG